This is a messenger RNA of Colletotrichum destructivum, 222 nucleotides long. RefSeq lists its product as uncharacterized. The transcript has a single exon. Bases 1 to 222 code for a protein of 73 amino acids. NCBI's taxonomy places the organism in Eukaryota, Fungi, Ascomycota, Sordariomycetes, Glomerellales, Glomerellaceae. The record is from RefSeq and is a predicted model, not a curated record.
AUGCUCACCGACUUCCUCACCGAGGCAUUUGACGAAGACCCUGACCUAGAGCCUGUCAUACCUCACUUCAACCGCAAACAUGUCGACCAGAUGGGCGCCAUCAUAAAAGCUUUCAAUUACUACUUCUUCGUUCUGGCAGCCUUCGUUGUCCUCUACACAAUCAAGUUGGCUGUGGCUGCGCAUGUAUGUCUCAUGCUUCUUGGAUGGGCUUUCCAGGAGUAG